UUUCUAGAAUUAUACUAUUGGGCAAAAAAAAAGAAGCAGCCCAGUAACUAUUGGUCAAUCAAACCAGCCCAACUAAUCUCCCGUUUAAAUUCAAAAAAAGUUCAAACGUCACAGAGCGAGCUUUACCGGUUAGACUUCCAUGGCAGCAAAGCCCUGACCUUUCAAAAUUCUCUCAAAAAUCAUCACUUUGAAUCAUCAUCAUCAUCAUUAACAUGGUCAUGGUCAUAUCAUAAUGGACGCAGACACUUGCCGUUGGAUUUUCGAAUUCCUAAUGCGAAGCACGGCGGUGCAAGACCACGUCAUCAAGAACCUCCUCCAAGUCCUCCCGCUCUCCUCCGCCGCCGCCGAAGACACUCGGUUCAAGAAGGCCGUCCUCCUCCGCACAAUCCAGUCCGAGAUAUCCGACGCAACGGUCACCGAGACGACGCUCCAGGCGCUGGAACUGAUCGAAGAGAUGGACCGAAACGACGGUGUGGAGAUCGGAGAGUCACUAAAGGCGGCGUAUAUGGCGGCGGCGGUGGAGUGCACGGUGAAGUACUUGGCUUUGGAGGGAAGCAAUGGGAAGUACUUCGAGGCGGUGAAGAGAGUGUGGAGGGGCAGAAUCGGUAAUUUGGAGAAAUCGGGGAACAAGAGCGAGUUGGUUGGGGAUAACGCCGAGUUGACUCGGUGGAAGAACGAUUUGGAGGCGGCGCUUUGGGAUGCCAAAACAGCAAAGAGGUUGAUGAAUUUGAAUGCAAGGGCCGAGGCUCUGCAAAAGCUUAGGGCUUUUUUAGGGGAGGCUUGGGCACUCAUGGGCCCUUCCUUUAUUGAAGUAGCGGCCGCCCGGGCUCCGGAGUUGGCUGCGAAUGAAGAGGAUAAACUUGUGGCAGGGAAAGAAAUGCAUAAGGGGAAUGUGCUUCCUAGACGCAAUCACAGUGCAUGCCAUAAACGCUCUAAAGGCGGAGUUAGGAUUGUUGAAGAAGAGGACAUGGACGCAUUAUGUAGCAAAUACGAUUCCUUGCCUACCCCUGAAGUUAAUAGGAUAAAAGAGGCACUUAAAUCCAGUUCUUUGGAGUUACAGGCAGUGGUGAAGGACCCUCACCCUGAUGCAAAAUCCAGUUCUUUGGAGUUACAGGCAGUGGUGAAGGACCCUCACCCUGAUGCAUUACGUUUGGCUGAAUCUGUAAUGUCUGACAUGGUGAAAAAAGAUAAGACACACGAACCUUCUGUAGAAAAUCAGAGUGGAAAAGACAUAAAUGCACUCAAUCCAUCCGUUGACAAAAGCAUAACGCCACAAGCUACUGACUCUGGUUGUGGAAAUCAGUCCUGCAUUCCUCAGAGCAAUUCUACUCGACCAAGCUUAAUGGAGCGGAAUAGCACUGCUCAUACUUAUGAGUGGGAUGAUUCCAUAGAUGGCUCACAAGAAGGAAUGACCGAUCGUGCAAAUAGACUUCACCUACCUAACCCAAAGAGAAAGAUUGUUUCUCCUUUGAGGAAGUAUAAGGUUAAAAAUUUUGUUAGGAGAACAAUCAAGAGAUGGAGUUUAUUGGAGGAAGACACUUUAAGGACUGGUGUGCAGAAGUUUGGUAAAGGAAAUUGGAAGCUCAUCUUAAAUUCCCACCGUGAUAUUUUUGAAGAAAGAACAGAGGUUGAUCUGAAGGAUAAGUGGAGAAACAUGACACGGUAUCUAGGAAGCAUGGACAUGGACAUAGGUAUGGGUACGGGCAUGGGUACGACACAGUAACAUAAACAAUUUCUAAAAAAUUAUAACAUAAAAUGGCCAGUAUAACAUCGUUUUGGCACUCUAAAUGAAAUGUCUGUACUUCCUAGCACGGUAUUGAACCCACAAAACAGAACGCAAAUUUUUUUGUAUUUUCUGAAGAGAUAAAAAUUUGCAGUAGUUUGUUAGUUCACCCCAUAACCUUUCCGCCUUGUACAUCAACAUGUGUAUAGUCUCAUGUAGUGCUAGUUCUUGUAGUUUUCUUGACUGAGUUAUACUCUCAUGUUCAUCUGAUGCCUUCCUAUGCUCGUAUUUCAGCUCGGUUAUGCUACACCAGUGAUGUGGGUUUAACGUAAUUACGUAGUGAGCUUAUUUUGGAUCAUGUUUUCACAUGUAUAUAUUUUAUUCCCCAUGAAUGAAAUGUAUGUAUUUUGAUAUUUCUGUACCUUGGCUAACUUAAAUUGAUGGAAUGGCCAAAUAUUCAAGAAUGGAUAGGUUUUUAAGCGAUUUUGCUGUUAGGGGCUUACCUGCACAACGUAUUUGUUAUCGUUGUUUUAUGGUGUACCACUGCUAAACAUGCAAAUUGUAGCCAUCUGUUUCACAUUGUUUGAACUUUGAAGUGCGACUGUGCGAGUAUGCCCCAUACCUUACUGGAAAUGGCUUUAGCCUUUAGGUAGUGCAGCUCGGAAGUGGAUGUAAUUAUUCAGAAUUCAAGGCUU
Molecule: messenger RNA, 2418 nt
Organism: Quercus lobata
Lineage: Eukaryota; Viridiplantae; Streptophyta; Magnoliopsida; Fagales; Fagaceae
Exons: 5
Coding region: 233-1723 (496 amino acids)
Source: RefSeq, a predicted model, not a curated record